This is a messenger RNA of Aphis gossypii (cotton aphid), 1078 nucleotides long. It is a transcript of the gene Mettl5, whose product is annotated as rRNA N6-adenosine-methyltransferase METTL5. NCBI's taxonomy places the organism in Eukaryota, Metazoa, Arthropoda, Insecta, Hemiptera, Aphididae. Bases 237 to 884 code for a protein of 215 amino acids. Gene Ontology annotation, molecular function: rRNA (adenine-N6-)-methyltransferase activity; nucleic acid binding. The record is from RefSeq and is a predicted model, not a curated record. Gene Ontology annotation, biological process: rRNA methylation. The transcript has 3 exons.
GUAUUCAAAAUCGAAAGAUACUCGAAGAUUUGGAACUAAAGAAACAGAUAUUAUUAAAAACUGGUGCUGUUCCAACUCCUCCAACAGUUUCUCAUCCUACAACUCCGGGAACAUCUGAUAGUCACUUUCAACGUGCCCAAGCUUUACAGUCUACAGGAUUCUUCAUCACCACUGAUUCAGCUUUUGGUAAUUCUAUACUUCCUGUCCUACCUCGCUUUGAUAAAUAAUAUUGAAUCAUGGCGGCUGGAUCUAUGAAGUUAAAGCGUUUACAGCAUAUACUUGAAGAAAUUGAAACAUUUGAAAACCCAAAAAUUGAACUAGAACAAUACACUACAUCAUCCCAUAUUGCUGCUUGUAUUUUACAUACAGCCCAAUUUGUGUAUGGCGAUAUUACUGAUAAAUGUGUUGCCGAUUUAGGAUGUGGAUCGGGAAUAUUGACCAUUGGUGCCGCUUUGUUGGAUGCUCGAUAUUGUACAGGUUUUGAUAUAGAUCCAUCUGCUCUUUCAUUGAGUGUAGAAAAUGCUGCUGAUCGCGAUGUUUCAGGCCAAUGUGAAUUUAUUUUAUGUGAUGUAAAACAAAUUGACAAAAGCAUGCAACUUAAAGCAUUUGAUACUGUCAUAAUGAAUCCACCUUUUGGGACAAGAGAAAAAGGAGCCGAUCUAGAAUUCUUAAAAAUGGCUGUAAGUCUUGCUACUAACGCUGUAUAUUCACUCCAUAAAACAAGCACGAGAAAACAUGUUAUAUCCACGGCAAAACAAUUGGGUGUUCAUCCUAAGGUUAUUGCAGAGUUAAGAUUUGAUCUACCAGCAUCUUAUAAAUUUCAUAAAUAUAAUUCUGUUGAUGUACAAGUUGAUUUAAUACGUUUUACAUGGAAGUCAACUUAAUAUGUUUUGCAUCCAUGACUAGAUGAUAAUCUUUAAUCUAGUUUUGUGUAACUCACAUUCAAUUAAAAAGAAAUAAACAAAGUGUCUAGCUCAACAGCUAUUGCAUGUAACGUAACACUAUUUAAAUUGAUAAAUUUUAUAUUUAUAUUUUUAUUAUACAAUAUAAAAAUAAACAAAUACUUCUAAUAUUUAUA